AUGCCUACGGAACAGAGCCUCGAGCUGACGACUAACGCAGCAAACGUCCCUCUACCAGACACUCCAACCACUCCUGUCACGGUGAAAAGGACCCUCUCGGCGCCACAGGCGCCCAAGAAAGCGAGGACAAAGAUCCUCGAGUAUCUCAAGCCGGAUGUAUAUAAGCCUGAGAAGAAGCCCAUCCCCAAAGCGCCCAAAGCAGUGCUUGAUGCACUUUCGCGAGCCGGGGUUCGACAGUCUUCCUCGGUCCGUCCGAAGAAGGGGGGAAAGAAGACCUUCCCAGCUCCUCGAAAACUGCAUGUUGCUAUCGUUGAUGGCAAAACGGACAUGAUCAUCCUUGAAUACGUACCCGUGCGAUAUCUGAUGCGGAUCUCGAGCCAAGCAGCCACAGUCCUCGAGCCCAAGCCAUGGGCAGGAAAGUUCAAGAUCUACGGUCAAUAUGAUUUCUCAGCCCUGCGCAGCGUGGUCAACGCCAUCGCCCAUCGAGCGGACAUUCCCGUCCGCACAGACGACGAUACGUCCAGCCUGGCAGCGAAUUCACUGACGGCGAACCUAGAGACAUACGAAGCCUGCCUGCGCAUAGGCAUUUCUAGCACACACGACUCCGUCAGGGUGCUACUCAAGGCCGUCUGCGCGCAAAUCUCCAAGUCUGACAUCACGCCAGACAUCCUGCACUUUGUCACGUACCGCCUCGGCCGUGAGGACGCAGUGUUCAAGCACACAGCCAAUGUGCUAUGCUAUAAGCGCUUCACCAAAACCAUCCCCGAUAUCUCCUCGUUCGAGAAGAUGGUGGCGAGGAAUCCGGCGCUGCAGAAGGCCAUGGUACAGAUUGACCAGGCGCAUAAAGCGCGCCGUGAGGCUAUUAACGCUUCAAAGCGGAAAUCGAUGCACAGGAAUGGAGAGACCGGGGAUGAGACGUACGUCCCUACUCUGGACAAGAUGUGCGAGGCUACCGUGGAUGUGGCGCCAGGAAUUAUUGCGAAUGAGCAGAAAGAGGCGCUUCUAGCACUUUUGAAGACAAAGGCAGCGGGCGAGAAGGAUGGCGGUAGUGGAGGUGAGGCGGAGUAG
Ascochyta rabiei is the source of this 1068-nucleotide messenger RNA. RefSeq lists its product as uncharacterized. The coding region runs from base 1 to 1068 and encodes 355 amino acids. The record is from RefSeq and is a predicted model, not a curated record. NCBI's taxonomy places the organism in Eukaryota, Fungi, Ascomycota, Dothideomycetes, Pleosporales, Didymellaceae. The transcript has a single exon.